AACAUUAAAUGAAAAUACAAAGGAAAAAUCAACAAACAGAUCAACACUCACGGCAAAGUUUUCUGGGAAAAAUAGAGCCAGAUCUGAUAGGAGGGAUCCCACCCACAGGACCAGGCUCCCAUCGUCCCCUUCACCACCAUUCCCAGAAAACUUCUCUAUUCAGAAAAUUACCUACACAAAAGCAAACACAACCAAUAAGCCCUCCGUCAACCUCCGGUAUAAAACUCGAGCCCCUUUCAACAGAAAACUUUUCCUUUUCUUCGCCGGCAACACCAGAAAAAAUACAAAAGGACUCCUCCGCCGUCAACACCAGAACCAAAACAACCCCCCUAGCUAUCCUAACACCACCUAUUUAGACAAAAAUCAAAGGAAACCCUAAAGGACGCUGGUCUACCAUCAUGCUCAGUUGGCUGCCACGUGGGGUGCAGGAUCCGGUUACAGAAGAAGGGCGGCGCAGAGAGAUUUGGUUGCAGAAGAGGGGCGUCGCAGAGGGUGGGUGUAGGCUGUUGUAGGCUCGACGGGUGCAGGAGAAGGGAGGCGGAGUCGGCUGGGUGCAGGGUAGGUUGUAGGCGUGCGAGGGUGUGAUGAUGGCUAGUUCGGUGAUAGGGGGUAGGGCGUGGUGCAGGGCAGGUGUAGGCAGCAAGCCGGGCUCGGGUGAGGAUGCAGAGCAGGGGCACUGGGCAGGGGUGCUGGUGCGCAGGGCGCAAGGCGCGGGCUCAGGGCGUUGGGGUGCGCAGGGUGAGGGGAUCUGGUGCGGGAGCAGGGGUGGAUUCGGGGCAGCAGCAGGGGGAAGGCUGGGUGCCUGGGGAAAAAGGUCAAAUAAUCGUCUGGAUAAACAUGUCAGGCUCCGAUUAUCUUGCUUGGCAUGCCACGUAGCCCCGAUUAUUGCUGACUUAAGCAUCGAAGUGUCUGCCUCGAGGACCCACCUCGGGGCUUUGCAGGUCAAAUUGGAGUGCAGAUACGGACUGAAGAAGGACUUCUGGUUUGCUGGAAACUCAUCUCAGCCUCUUGGACGAGGCCAGGUCCCUAGUAACCUUCCACCUCACCUCCCACCUCUGAUCCCGAAUACAUUCCCUCAUGUUGAUCAUGCAGAAGGAGGAGAUGAAAAUCAACCACACAAUUCGGCUUAUAACUCAGCCUCUACUGCCAACCAAGACGUAGUUGCAGCUCAGCUUGCUGCCAUGCAACAACAGUUUAGCAUCUUUCAGCUAGUGCUGGCUCAACUAUUAGCCCAGAAUAAUCCUGGUGAUCCACUCAUCAACCUACUUAAUCUUGCUCCACAACCCCCGCCCCCACAACAAAACCCUGAACCAGUUCAGCAUGUUCUUGCUCUUAGUAAUGCUCGAACCUGGUAUUACAGUCUACCUCCUAGGUCAAUCAGCUCUUAUACAGAAAUGACAUUUGCUUUUGCCACAAAGUUUUCCAGUAGAAGGUUGAUCAGGAAAACCACUUCUGAGCUAAUGCGAGUUAGGCAGAGGGAUGGAGAGUCUUUGAAGAAUUUUAUGAGCAGAUUCAAUGAUGCAGUACUGGAGGUUAGCUCUUUCGACCAAGCUGUGGGAAUUAUAGCUGUGAUCUUAGGUCUUAGCCAUGAAAGAUUCAGAGAUAGUCUGCUCAAACAUCCUGCCACCACCUUCAGUGAGAGCGCUGAACAGCCAAGGUUUGUCAGAGAACAAGGGCCACAGCCUCAAGGAGUUCAUAACCCACCAAACCGGCAAGGUGUGGGAUAUCAGCAAACCCCACCUCCAGAGGUUAAGCAUCAGAAUCGAGCUCAGAAACGGAAGUUUGACGAUGCUGAGUGGAAGAAUCAACCCAUUACUUUCACAUCUGCUGAUCUCGAUACAGUCAUCACACCUCAUAAUGACCCUCUAGUCACUUCUGUUAUAAUUAACAAUUGUGAGGUGCAGCGUGUCCUUGUUGACACAGGGAGUGCACCAGACAUCAUGUACUUCCAUUACUUUGAGAGUCUUGGCUUGGAUCCAACUUUGUUGCAGUGUGGCCGAAAUUAUGUGACCCAUUCGGUUAGGUUUCUAGUAGUCAAGAUGGUGUCCUCUUUCAACGUUGUCAUUGGCCGACCCACACUUACUGAAAUUCGAGCUGUGAAGGGCAAAGAUCAAACACCCGAGGCUAAUCCCAAACAGAUUCCUGAUAAUCAACAAGUUAUGGGUGUUGAAAUAAUAGAUAACCGACCAAAAGAUGAAACCAGAGCUGCUCCAGUCGAAGAUGUUGAAGAAGUGCCCAUUGAUGAUAGAAAUCUGAACAUGCCAGGAAUCCCAAAUUCGGUGUCUCAACAUAAGCUCAGUACCAAUCCAUUGAAGAAACCAAUGGCCCAGAAGCGACGUCUCUUUGGGGGGGAGAGGCUUCAGGCUAUAAAAGAAGAGAUGUGCAUCGAUUACACAAAUCUUAACCAAGCCUGCCCCAAGGAUUGCUAUCCGAUGCCGAGCAUUGACAAAUUGGUUGAAACGGCUUCAGGUAAUGAGAGGUUAAGUCUCUUGGAUGCAUAUUCUGGGUAUCACCAAGUGCCGAUGGCUCCAGAAGAUGAAGAGAAAAUGUCGUUCUAUGCUGGUGACGAAAUCUAUUGCUAUGUAAUGAUGCCAUUUAGCUUAAAGAACGUAGGCGCUACUUAUCAGAAGAUGGUGACCAUUGUUUUCCGAGCUCAGAUUGGUUGGAAUCUGGAAGUUUAUGUUGAUGACAUUGUAGUAAAGAGCUUGAAAGCAGAAGACCACCUAGCUGAUCUUGGCGAAACUUUCAACAACCUCCGAAAGAACAGAAUGCGGUUAAACCCAGCCAAAUGCAUCUUUGGCGUGGAGUCUGGAAAGUUUCUGGGUUUCAUGGUGUCCAGAAGAGGGAUUGAGGUCAACCCAGAAAAGAUCAGAGCAAUUGCCGAGAUGGAACCGCUGAAGUCAGUGAAAGAGAUACAGAGAUUGACGGGAAGGGUGGCAGCUCUUCAUCGAUUCAUAUCGAAGUCAGCAGAUAACUCGCCACCCCUACUGACUAAGGCCAUAGAUGGGGAGAUUCUCUAUUUGUAUCUGGGAAUUUCAGAUCAAGCCAUUAGUUCGGUUUUGGUGAGAGAAGAAGCCAAGCAGCAAAAACCAAUCUAUUAUAUCAGCAGCGUACUGCAUGGUGCAGAAUUGAGAUAUCCUAUUGCUGAGAAAGCAGCAUUAGCAGUUGUUACUUCGGCCAGGAAGCUGAGGCCAUAUUUCCAGUCACACCCAAUCAUUGUACUUACAAACCAACCUCUUCGACAGAUUCUACAGAAACUAGAGUGCUCUAGAAGAUUAAUUAAAUGGGCAGUAGAACUGGGGGAAUUCGAGAUAACAUUUCAGCAGAGAUCUGCAAUCCAAGCUCAAGCACUGGCAGAUUUUAUCGGUUUAGGAGCUGGUGCUCUCUUAAUUGGCCUAGAUGGAUACCAAAGUGAACAUGCCCUAACAUUUAACUUCAAUGCAACAAACAACAUGGUUGAGUACGAAGCUCUGCUACUUGGUCUACAACUAGCAUUGGAGUUGAAAAUCAACGCGAUCCAGGUAUAUAGUGAAUCCCAGCUGGUGGUGAACCAAAUCAACUCAAUCUGCGAAGUCGUUGAUCCUGUGAUGGUGAAAUAUGUAGCCCUGGUGGCUGAGCUGAAGUGUAAAUUCCAGAAAUUCUGUCUAAACAAAAUCCCCCAAACUGAGAAUGAACAGGCAGAUUCACUCUCAAAGUUUGCCUCUGAUAACUCUUUAAGUUCCAGAUCAGUUCUUGUGGAGGUCUUAGAUGAACCAAGCUUCUUUAAACCACGGAUGAUGGAGAUCAGCACAAACCCAGAUAUGCCGAGUUGGACUAACUCAAUUAUCUCCUUCUUACGAGACGGGAUAGUACCUGAGGGCAAGCAGGACGCACUGAAGUUGAGGAAGAAAGCAUUUCGGUACACACUCAUUGAUGGGGUCCUUUAUAAGAGAUCUUUCUCACUCCCUCUUCUACGGUGCUUAAAUCCCUACGAAGCUGAGUAUGCACUUCGGGAGCCAAACAUGUACAAAGAUGCCACUCACUUCGUUCAGAGAUGCCCAAAAUGCCAAUUCUUUGCACAUCUUACUCACCAACUAGCAGAAGAGCUCACGAACUUGAUAGCACCAUGGCCAUUUGCUCAGUGGGGACUGGAUCUUCUGGGCCCAUUCAUGAAAGGGGUUGGUGGCGUAACCCAUUUGAUUGUCGGUGUGGAUUAUUUCACAAAAUGGGCUGAAGCUCGGCCAUUAUCCAGUCUUACCUCCAAGAAGUUCACCUCGGUUUACCAUCCGGAGUCAAAUGGUAUGGUAGAAUCUGUCAAUAAAUGCAUUUUAGAAGGAAUAAAGCCAAGGUUGGAACAACACAAGGCCAGGUGGGUAGACGAGCUCAACAACGUCCUAUGGGCAUACAGAACAACGAGCAGAACUGCCACAGGAGACCUCGUUCUCAGAAAGGCUGGCCUAACAGGGUUUGAAACUCGUUUUGGCAAACUGGCCCCGAACUGGAAAGGCCCUUAUACGGUGGCCGAAGUGCCACAUCCUGGUGCCUAUGUCCUCCAAGAUGCUGAGGGGAAGAGAGUUCCUAGAGUCUGGAAUAUCAAUAACUUAAAGAAAUUUUAUCCAUAAUAAAAUUCUUUCAAGUGAUCUAUGUCUUACUAAUUCUUUACAUUACUUACUUCGUGAUCAUUGAGAUUCAUUUCAUCUCUUAUUCUAUGUAUCCGAGGUCAAUCAGUUCAUUCAUUCCUUGAAUUUCACUCCUAUUAAUGAAUACCACUUCACAUA
Molecule: messenger RNA, 4757 nt
Organism: Rubroshorea leprosula
Lineage: Eukaryota; Viridiplantae; Streptophyta; Magnoliopsida; Malvales; Dipterocarpaceae
Source: the annotation of a GenBank genome assembly